Actinia tenebrosa (Australian red waratah sea anemone) is the source of this 1594-nucleotide messenger RNA. RefSeq names its product dopamine receptor D2.L-like. Gene Ontology annotation, cellular component: membrane. NCBI's taxonomy places the organism in Eukaryota, Metazoa, Cnidaria, Anthozoa, Actiniaria, Actiniidae. The record is from RefSeq and is a predicted model, not a curated record. Gene Ontology annotation, biological process: G protein-coupled receptor signaling pathway. Gene Ontology annotation, molecular function: G protein-coupled receptor activity.
AACGAGUUGAGAACCAUUUUCCAGUAAAAUGUAUCUCAAUGCAACUUUCACCGGUCUUGACUUACCAUCGAAAUCUUCCGCUAUCGCAGAAUGGUAUGACGUUUUAUCUUUUCUUAUUGCAUUCAUAGGGAUAGUAGGAAAUACGUUUGUGAUUUACCUGGUAAAAACUCGCUCCUCUCUCAAAGAUACAAGCAACACAUUCAUCAUGUCGCUGGCUGUCGCAGAUCUUCUGGUCAGUGUCAUCAUCCAACCUUCGAAAUUUGCUUGUGACUUGCAACAAGAAUAUUGCAAUGUCCAGCUCCAACGUAUAUUCAGUGAACUCUUCAUUUACUGGUCUGUAUACAAUCUUUGUGGACUGACAAUUGAAAGAUAUAUUUCAAUAGUCUUUCCGAUGCAACGUUCCACGUUCAUGUCCAAAGAAAGAGUUACUGUAUGCAUCAUGUUAUGCUGGCUGAUUCCCUUUGUCAACUUUGGAUUACAUUUUCCAUGGUUUUGUUCAGACUCCAUCGAAACUAGAAUGUUUUGGUUGAGAACCUUUACAGCUAUAGAGACGUGCACCAUGGUUGGGAUUCCAGCUAUUAUUCUUGUAGUUUUGUAUGCAAGGAUUUUUUUCGUGGCGCAAAGACUUCGCAGGCUCACAGCCCAUCAGAUGGGAAUUGUGAAUUACAACAAGGACUUAAAAGACACGGUCGUAAGAAAAAAUAGCUCAAACCCUGAGGUAAAAAAUGCGAUUGCUUUUGUGGCGGGAAGCUCUGAACAGAAAAAAAUGCAUGGAAGGAAAAAUGAAGCGCGAGAAAAGGAAGAGGGAUUCGAAAAAAUGUCCCUUAACGAGACAAGGUGCCUGUGCGAUGAAAUUACCACAGAAGUCAAUCGAGUUUGUGAAUGCCAUAAAUGUCAAUACCAAGAGCAGAAUUGCAAGACGUUUUCUGCAGCUUCUACGAGCACAGAUGCCAAAGGAAACUAUCAUAAAAAUAGCCUAGUGCUUUCAUUGGACGAGACAAAUUUUUCAAUCGAAAAAAAUGAUGACAAACUCAAAUAUGAAAUUCAAAUGUCAGACAUAAGGGAAGCACCGAAAAAAAAUUCUCGAUUUUGGAGAAUAUGUUCUUGCUAUCCAGUGUUGUAUAGGAUAGAUCGUACAAGUAUUAAAAACUCAAAGCAAUCCAUCAAAAAACGACUCGAGCAGUUACUGACUCCAAGACAAAGGCGUUCCGGGGUUUCUGUGAUUGGGUGCAUGAUUGGAAUAUUCCUAAUCUGCUGGGGAGUGGCGCUUUAUUCGUCGUUUUGCUAUUACUUUGCUCAUUGUCCUGUUUCCAAGUCAACGCAGCGUGUCUCAUGGAUUCUUCUACUACUCAACAGUGCGGUCAAUCCGAUUGUUUAUGCUCUGCUCAAGGUAGAUAUGCGCGCUGAAUUCGUUCGCCUACUGCGAAGCUGGGUAAAUAGACUUGCUAGCCUGAAGAGAGAAAUAAAAAUUAAACCUAUGGCAUGGAACAGCUGAACUGGCAAUAUAUAUCACACCGUUUGUUUUGUAUUAAAACAGCAGAACAUUUUCAUUUUGGUUCUGGUAUAAAUAUGUACAAAUAUAUAGUUCGAUUUU